Messenger RNA from Staurois parvus, 1035 nucleotides. The record is from the annotation of a GenBank genome assembly. Lineage: Eukaryota; Metazoa; Chordata; Amphibia; Anura; Ranidae.
GUGAAAGACGAAAAGAACGGACAAGAGAUUUUUGACCUCAGUGACUACGAGAAGUGUGAAGAGCUCCGGAAAUCUAGGAGCCGGUCCAAGAAGAACCACAGCCGCUUCUCACUUGUGCGGUCAAAGCAGCCGGGAAAUACAGCUCCGAACCUGAUCUUCCUUGCCGUGAGCCCCGAAGAGAAGGAAUCUUGGAUCAACGCCUUGAACUCUGCAAUCACACGAGCCAAGAACCGCAUCUUGGAUGAGGUAACGGUGGAGGAGGAAAGUUUUCUGGCCCAUCCAACCAGGGAUAGAGCAAAAAUCCAACACUCAAGGCGCCCACCGACAAGAGGUCACCUCAUGGCUGUGGCAUCUACCUCAACGUCCGAUGGUAUGCUGACUCUAGACCUUAUCCAGGAAGAAGACGCCUCUCCGGAGGAGCAAAGCAGCUGUGAACAAAGCUUCAGAGUGGACCUGGACAAAUCGGUGGCCCAGCUGGCUUCCACCCGCCGCAGAUCCGACUCUGAGAAUUUCAAAUCUUCAGAGAAAGGAAAGUCGGAAAACCUACAAGCGAAAGAACAAAUUCCUUGGGAUAAAUGGGGUACGCACCGUGACUCAUUUGGAAAGGGCACAACCUACACACCUCAGGUCCCUAAAAAGUUGUCCUAUUCUGAGAAGAACAAAUGUGCCUCCAUGGAGGAGAUCCUGUCCCGUUCAGACUCUACUGGCCACCGACCCAUCCCGAAAAAGAUCCCUGAGUCAGAAAAACUGUCGCGGAUACAGGAACUGAUUACUCAGAAGAUAGACAAAACUCAGGAACUUCUCACCGAGGUGAAAGAAUGUGAGGAAGGGAAAAAAAAGGGAAAGGAUUCCUCUGGGAAGGAGGACUUGGAAGAGGCUGAGAGGCUUUUAGGAGAGGCCUCUGCCAACUGGAGGCAGGCCAGGAAGGUCCUGCAAGAAAUUAAGGAACUGAGGGACCUAUACAAACAAGCGGACCUGCAGUCCACAGACCCUAAGCAGAAACUGAGCAGUCAUUAUAGAAAAAGCCUAAUGUGA